This is a messenger RNA of Cyclocybe aegerita, 1428 nucleotides long. NCBI's taxonomy places the organism in Eukaryota, Fungi, Basidiomycota, Agaricomycetes, Agaricales, Hemipholiotaceae. The record is from the annotation of a GenBank genome assembly.
AUGUCAGCCGCCAGACCGCGCAUCGUUGUUGACGACACGGACACGAGCCAGAUUCGGUACGAGGGAGAGUGGGUCGCCGACGCGAGUGGGAUAAACGAUCGUGCUGGGAAUUUUGGCCCGACGCUCAACAAGACGCUGCAUGGUGUGUUCAACGGGGUUGGGGGAUUUGAGUUCGAGUUUUCAGGGAGCGAAAUCGACGUCUUUGGCACCACACUAAAUCGAGAUCGCAAUGCCCGUCGGGAGGACCCUACCUGGGACUGCUUCGUCGACGGUGUAGCGAUCGAGAAGAUUGGGUUUGAGUUCAUCGAAAACAACUGGGUGAUGUGCACCGUCCAGAACCUGAGCGACGGACCCCACAUCCUCACCGUCAACGCUACAAGCCGCGGACGCCCGUUCUGGUUCGACUACAUUCGGUACCUUCCCUCAGCGGGUGUUUCGCUAGAUAACGCCCUGGUGUAUGUUGAUGAUACAAACCCUUCUGUUCAAUACGACACCAACUGGCGGCCGCUUGGCGAUGUUGGGCAGAUGACUUCCGUGCAAGGCGCGAAGGUGAUGUUCCAAUUCACAGGUACCGGCCUGACUUGGAUCGGCGUCACACCGCGAGAGCUGCCGCUAGCGCCGUCGAUGGGAAGUUAUUCCAUCGAUGGUGGUAAUUCCACUGCAUUCGCCCUUCAGGGCUUGGCCGAGGGUGUGGUUACCCAAUAUCAUCAGAUUGUAUUCAAGACUCCCCGACUUAAAGACGAUACUCACACAAUCUCUGUCACCUACGAGGGGGCAACAAACACAACGCCUCUCGUCCUCUCCCAUCUGUUUGUUCAGACCGGCGCUUCUCCUCCCACAUCCACCCAAACCAUCACUCCACAAGGCCUGCCCUUUCCUCCAAGCUUCUCGAGCUCAGAGAUAUCAAUUACAGCCGCAACCUCCAUACCCACUCCCGCUGCCGCAUCUGCCAGUGCCUCAAGAAAAAUCAACAUCGGUGCCGUAGUAGGCGGUAUCAUUGGUGCCAUCCUCCUCAUCCUCAUCUCUUUCUUCCUCUAUCGAUAUCUCAAGCGAUCUCGCCUACGCCCCGUCCCCGCCUCACAUGAAUUUAUACACACUGUGCCGACACCCUUCAUGGUAUCAGAACGCUCAACGCCCGACAACAAUAGCACGGCGUCGCUCAGAGGUUACGGUGCUGCCUCCCAGCAGUGGGGCUCAGACUAUAUCCCACGGCCGUACACAGAGCAGCCAUACAGUUGGCAGAAUAUCCCAUCGACGAGUCGGCUUGUUGGCGAGGGGCCGAGCAGACCAGGGCCUUCAGGGCGAGCUGCGAUGUCAGACGACCUGGGAUCGGAGGGCCCGUCGUAUUACGGCGGAUAUCAGAUCUGGGGGCAGACCAAGGCCCAGGAAGGCUUGGUCGGGGAGCGGCCGAGGGACAGCUAUAUUUGA